CUUCUGUUUAAGUUAUUCGCUAAUUUUCAUUAGCAGAUGAAAAUCUAGGACACGAAGCGCUUACAUGCGUACCAGUGUCUUGAUGCUACUUCUCUGAUUUGAACUCUUAGAUCCGACAUUGUCGACUUGCUAAUCCCGAAGCUUCUUUCCAGGUGUCUACUAAAAUGACAGAACCUUCAAAAGUCAUCCACAUUCGCAAUGUGGGACAUGAAAUUUCUGAGAAUGAUCUCCUACAGUUGCUUCAGCCUUUUGGUGUUGUCACUAAGCUUGUCAUGCUGCGUGCAAAAAAUCAGGCCCUGCUCCAGAUGCAGGAUGUAGCCUCAGCUGUGAGUGCAUUGCAAUACUUUGCAAAUGUGCAGCCGAGCGUCAGGGGGAGAAAUGUGUACAUUCAAUUCUCUUCACAUCAAGAACUCACUACAAUGGAUCAAAAUACUCAAGGACGCAAAGGGGAUCAGGACUCACAACCCAACCGAAUUCUCUUAGUAACAAUCCAGCACCUGCUCUAUCCUAUAACAGUGGAAGUGCUGCAUCAAGUAUUUUCUCCUCAUGGGUUUGUGGAAAAGAUCGUGACAUUUCAGAAGUCUGCUGGUUCUCAAGCCCUUAUCCAGUAUCAGUCACGCCUGAGUGCCGUUUCAGCAAGAAAUGCUCUCCAAGGUCGUAAUAUUUAUGAUGGUUGCUGUACGCUGGAUAUUCAAUUUUCAAACCUAAGUGAGUUACAAGUGAACUACAAUAAUGAACGGUCAAGGGAUUUCACGAACCCAUCUUUGCCUUCAGAACAGAAAGGCAGAUCCUCUCAACAGUCUGGAUAUGGUGAUGCGGGGGGCCUCUAUGCACUUCAACCUGGAGCUGGGGCAGUUGCGUUUCCACAGAUCGGCAACGCUGCAGCAAUAGCAGCGGCAUUUAGUGGAGGGUUGCCUCCUGGGAUAAGUGGCACUAAUGACAGGUGCACAGUCCUGGUCUCUAAUCUAAAUACUGAUAAAAUCGAUGAAGAUAAACUCUUCAACCUUUUCUCCAUCUACGGGAACAUAGUGAGAAUUAAACUUCUUCGCAACAAACCAGAUCAUGCACUAGUUCAAUUGGGUGAUGGGUUCCAGGCUGAAUUGGCUGUACACUUCUUGAAGGGAGCCAUGCUAUUUGGAAAGCAUUUGGAGGUGAAUUUCUCGAAGCAUGCAAACAUUACAUCAGCUCCUGACACACACGAAUAUGUGAACUCAAACCUAAAUCGCUUCAACCGAAAUGCUGCAAAGAACUACCGCUACUGCUGUUCCCCCACUAAGAUGAUCCACUUGUCCACUCUUCCCCAGGAUAUUACGGAGGAGGAGAUCAUAGCUCACUUAGAGGAGCAUGGGAACAUUGUAAACACCAAACUCUUUGAGGGAAAUGGAAAGAAGCAGGCCCUUGUCCUGUUUGAGACAGAGGAGCAGGCUACAGAGGCGCUUGUUUGUAAGCAUGCCAGCACCAUUGAUGGAUCAAUCAUCCGGAUCUCCUUCUCCCAGUUGCAAACAAUUUAAAAAAGGAAGACGGGUAAUGAUAUAUUUGGCAAAGAUGGUUAUGGUUUGGGAACAGGUCAAAACUCUUUAAUUAUUCCCUUCUUUUCUUCUUGUACUGGUGGUUGUAAGCUUUUGCAGGAGUGGUGAAGUGAUAUUUGCUUAAUGUUCGAAUUUCCCUUUUCAUUUCAUU
Molecule: messenger RNA, 1680 nt
Organism: Telopea speciosissima
Lineage: Eukaryota; Viridiplantae; Streptophyta; Magnoliopsida; Proteales; Proteaceae
Product: polypyrimidine tract-binding protein homolog 3-like
Exons: 15
Coding region: 165-1511 (448 amino acids)
Biological process (GO): regulation of RNA splicing; mRNA processing
Cellular component (GO): nucleus
Molecular function (GO): mRNA binding
Source: RefSeq, a predicted model, not a curated record